GUUCAGGCUGGAGGGCCAGGCAGACAGGUGAUAAACCCUCCUUAAACCCUCAACCCAUCAUCGGACUUGCCACAGACCUCACACAGUAACACACACACACAGGGAUAAUGGCGCAUCGCUUAGUGAGACCUCUACGAGGGACCAUGACAAGACUUCUUCAGCAGCUACAGUUGAAGCCCUCCAGUGCACUGAACCCGGCAAACUCAAGCAGAAAUUACAUAUCAGAGAUGCGAAAAGAAGCAUUUGAGGGCAAUAUUCUCAGACUUCUCCGCAAUGAAAUCCAAUACGAACUCGACCACUCUCCUCCCUCCCAGCCUAUUCCAGAAUUUCACCUUUUUACAGUUGAUGAAAGGCCUGGAGAGCAGUGGAUCAGAUUGAAGAAGAAAUUUGGAGAAACUGAAGAGAUCAAAGUUGAUGUAACAAUGUUUGAUGUGUCUAUCCCAAAAAAGAAACCAGGUGGUGUUGUCACGGAGGAUGACGUGCAGCUUCGUGUUACUAUGAUUGUCAAUAUCUGCAAGGGGGAAGGUGUUGAUGUUUUGGAGUUUGUUUGCUCUGCAUGGCCUGACACCAUCGAGAUUCGGAAAGUUUAUGCUCGUGGACAAAAACAGAUUACAAGUCCACCCUACAUGGGCCCGGAGUUUAAGGAAUUGGAUGAUAAGCUGCAAGAUUCGCUUUAUGAUUAUCUGGAGAUAAGGGGUAUAAAUGAUGACCUUGCUGCAUUCUUGCAUAGUUACAUGAAGAAUAAGGAUAAAACAGAAUUUAUUCGUUGGAUGGGUACAGUCAAAUCUUUUGUUGAGAAGAAACAGUAGUAGUAGUCAGGCUACACUUAUCACUAGUUGCGGUAUCUAGAUCAUUUGAUUGCAGUAUAGGAAGGAUGAGACUUCAUUACUUGUCAUCAUCUUUGAAUUUCACCUCAAGCGUAAGAUGUGUCACCUCAAUUUUAACAUAAGAUUGGAAGUAGGCUGACUUUUUCCCGGCUUUUCUAUUGGCUGUUCAAUAUUCUUGGAUUUUCUUAUUCUUGUAAUGUGGAGUUGAACAUUAAAAAGAUUCUGUAUGCUGUACAAGUCAAUUUAUGAA
This is a messenger RNA of Coffea eugenioides, 1077 nucleotides long. RefSeq lists its product as uncharacterized. NCBI's taxonomy places the organism in Eukaryota, Viridiplantae, Streptophyta, Magnoliopsida, Gentianales, Rubiaceae. The transcript has 3 exons. The record is from RefSeq and is a predicted model, not a curated record. Gene Ontology annotation, cellular component: mitochondrial matrix. Bases 108 to 809 code for a protein of 233 amino acids.